This is a messenger RNA of Drosophila guanche, 720 nucleotides long. RefSeq lists its product as uncharacterized. The transcript has a single exon. Lineage: Eukaryota; Metazoa; Arthropoda; Insecta; Diptera; Drosophilidae. The record is from RefSeq and is a predicted model, not a curated record. The coding region runs from base 136 to 666 and encodes 176 amino acids.
CGGACACAUAACUCAUUUCUAUGCAUGAGUGCAAAAGGGGCUUUAAAAUGCCAGCGAUCUAUGGAAGCCACAGACAGAAGUCACCAACGAUCCAGAGAAGCCAUAAUCGAUCCGUAGAGGCCACAAAUAGGAGCCAUGAUUGGGGUUGCUGUUUUACCGGUAAUCUUACUCAUCUUUCUGGGACUUCCCAUCCAUGGAGAGCAUUUAGAGCCGCUCCGGCAGCUAGAUGAUCUUGUGACAACCAGGAUCAAAGAGGCCCUCAGAAAGGCUGCCAAUUCCAGCAUAGAAGGAGUCCUUGAACCCUAUAAGAAUCUACAGGAGGCUGCAGGCUGGCCAUUCGCACAAUUAGAUGAAAAAAUCAAAGCGUACAACAGCUAUAAAUCCUACAAGGACUCAACUACUGUAGAAAACAUCACCGAUCCGAGCGAACUAUUCAAUGUGGCUCCACGCAAAGUAGACAAACGUUUCCGAAGGAAAGUUAUAAGGAUACUCAAACGUCUGGGUAUCUAUGAUCCAUUUGGGAAGCGCGUCUGGAAGGCCAUCUUCAGUGAUGAGCAAAAUCUAAAGAGGCUUAAAAAAAAACUGGAUGCCAUCAAGGACUCGAAUGAAGAUGAUUCGGAUGACGCUGACAACUUGUGGGACUUUAUCUUCAGUUUCUGGCAUUGAGCUCGACUUUUGUUUAGUUUUAGUUUGUUUUUUCUAUAAAUAAUUAAGUUUCGU